GGCUUGUGGGUUUUAAUGCAUUCACUCUCUGUGAAGAUCGAGGAUGGAGAGAGCCAGUCUACAUUUACAUCUAUAUGUGAUUUUAUUCACAAGUUCUUUAUUUGCGAGGAGUGCCGUCAACAUUUUUAUGAGGUGUGUUCAAGUGUUAAAAGUCCAUUCAAAACAGCUCGUGACUUUGCCCUUUGGUUGUGGAGCGCUCAUAAUGAAGUCAAUCAGAGGCUAAUGAAGGAAGAAGCAUCUCUAAGACCCGGAGAUCCUAAGUUCCCAAAGAUUAUUUGGCCUCCGAAACAGCUUUGCUCUUUGUGUCAACUUUCCCUAGAUCCCAAGGAUAAAGAAAGCAGUCAGAUAGUGUGGAACCGGGACGAAGUGUUCAAGUUCUUAAUUAGUUAUUAUGGAAAUACGCUUGUAUCUUUCUACAAAGAAAAGGGUCUUCUAGGUGAAGAUGGAACCAAAGUUUUUGUGGAUGAUUCCUCGAAUAGUGCAGUUGCGGUGCCAGUUGGGGCUGCAUUGGCUAUUGCUCUUGCCAGCUGUAAAUUCGGAGCGCUUGCUUGCUCCUGGCGUUCUCAGCAGAAGAGUCGGAAGCCAAGGAGAAGCUGGAGUUAAGAUUACUAGAACAACAAAAAAUCACACACAAAUCCUUAAGAUGUCCCGUCGGAUGACUUCAAGCUCCGAGUAGAAAUCCGGAUUACAGCCUUAUACCCGUCUCAUUCGAGGUCCUAAUUUUUUUAUCAGUUUUCUACCUGAAUUUUGGGUUCCUAG
Messenger RNA from Hibiscus syriacus, 759 nucleotides. RefSeq names its product sulfhydryl oxidase 1-like. The transcript is spliced from 3 exons. Gene Ontology annotation, molecular function: protein disulfide isomerase activity; flavin-dependent sulfhydryl oxidase activity. Gene Ontology annotation, cellular component: Golgi membrane. NCBI's taxonomy places the organism in Eukaryota, Viridiplantae, Streptophyta, Magnoliopsida, Malvales, Malvaceae. Gene Ontology annotation, biological process: protein folding. Bases 16 to 603 code for a protein of 195 amino acids. The record is from RefSeq and is a predicted model, not a curated record.